AUGAUGGUGUGUUCCAGUUCUCCUUCUGCAGUCACUUCAGCUCGACCGUUACUGCAAGCUCUGAGUAUGAAUACCUCACUGUACAACAUCCCUUUUAAUGAACCGACGUCAGAUGCACAGCAACAAAUUUUUCUCCGAUUACUGGAAGAAAAUAGCACACCGAAUGAUAAAGCGGCCAGUACCCUAUACUUCAGACAGAUAUUCUCUGACGAUCUGCCAAGGGAUAUACCUAAUCCAGAAAGAUACACACGUUUGGUGAGAUUUGUAGUGAAUGUGAAGAAGGAAAUAGGUUGCGUGCCUGUCACCCGUGUACAAACCAUCGAGCUUUGUAAAUUGAUAACUGCCCUAUUCCGUCGCAGACAAGUGCAACAAUACUGCAGAUCACUCAAACUGCAGUGUCGUUCGUUGUCGCACAAAUCUCCCUUCGAUAUUCGACGCGAAGCCGCUUGGAUGUGUUCGAAUAUUGCAGCCAGCGGACCCGAGCACGCCGAUUUGCUGUUCUUGGCUGAGAAUGUUUACGCAAUGCUCCUCGAAGGUGUAGAAUCGUCAGAGAGAAAAUUCAAGAAGUCUGGAAGAAGCCUUGCUCAAACCGUAACGAAUGAAGUGGAACUUGGGCAGCAGCUCACAUCACUUUCUGUGAAGAGCGGCUAUUCAUCUAUCCAAUUAGUUUCUCAAGAAUGUAUGUGGACCAUUGUUAAUUUGCUUACUGGUGCAAACCGUGAUAGGAUUGGACUGAUGAUGGGAUCUGGUGUGUUCUUCAUUCUACCAAAUCUUCUGUCAACACCAGAUCCUCGACUAACCGAACGGACACUGAAUGCGAUGCGCUUGCUACUACCUCUAUAUCCAGAACAUGUUAGCUAUGUUUCGGAUUCAAAUAUGUUGGACUUCGUGGAACCGAGUCUGCUUGAGAAUGAUGCACACCUGCAGGAGUUGAAGAACGAGAUUGAGAUUUUUAUAAACGCCACAGCAGCACCAGCUUUGCCACCGUGUGCAUUCUCAUUUGUAGAUUAA
Molecule: messenger RNA, 1011 nt
Organism: Angiostrongylus costaricensis
Lineage: Eukaryota; Metazoa; Nematoda; Chromadorea; Rhabditida; Metastrongylidae
Source: the annotation of a GenBank genome assembly